This is a messenger RNA of Hippocampus comes (tiger tail seahorse), 1786 nucleotides long. It is a transcript of the gene pla2g15, whose product is annotated as phospholipase A2, group XV. NCBI's taxonomy places the organism in Eukaryota, Metazoa, Chordata, Actinopteri, Syngnathiformes, Syngnathidae. The transcript is spliced from 7 exons. The record is from RefSeq and is a predicted model, not a curated record. Gene Ontology annotation, biological process: lipid metabolic process. The coding region runs from base 202 to 1458 and encodes 418 amino acids.
UCGGCCUGGACUGAAGUUGCGUUACCACGCUAGAUUGCUCUGCGUUCUGCUUUGAACCUCGCGAUCGCGUCAUCAUCGUCGUUGCACGCAAACAGCGUCAACUAUUAAAGGUGCGACAAAUGAAACUGGAGAAGUUAGUCGGUCGGAUAGCAUCUUAGGAACAAAGCUAAAUGGCUUUUUGGCUAUGAGAGAUCGGAAGUCAUGGGGGGUCGACACCGGGUGACCGCCUUCUCGCUUCUCACAUUCGUGUUGUUGUUGUGGCUGUUUUCUGGACGGAGCUGCGGCCAACCUGUACGAAAAUGUGCUGGCAACAAGCUAUGCCAGUCCCCGAGACCUCCAGUGGUCCUCGUUCCAGGGGACCUGGGAAACCAGCUGGAGGCGAAGCUGGAUAAACCCAGCGUGGUUCAUUACAUUUGUUACAAGAAGACAGAUACCUUCUUCACUUUAUGGCUCAACCUGGAGCAGCUUGUACCUGUUGCCAUUGACUGCUGGAUGGACAACAUAAGGCUGAUCUACAACAGGACCACACACACUACCUCAUCACCACCCGGGGUGAACAUCACCGUACCGGGAUUCGGCCAGACGUACUCAGUGGAGUAUCUGGACCCCAGUAAACGCAGUGUGGGUAUGUAUUUCUUUAACAUCGCACAGGCAUUGGUGGACUGGGGCUACACUCGAGGUGACGAUGUGAGAGGAGCUCCGUAUGAUUGGAGAAAAGCACCCAAUGAGAACAAGGAAUACUUCCUGGCAUUACAGCAGAUGAUUGAGGAGAUGGCAACCAAUGCGGGUCGGCCCGUGGUUUUGAUAGCUCACAGUAUGGGCAACAUGUACAUGUUGUACUUCCUCAACCAGCAGCCGCAAGCCUGGAAAGACAAAUACAUUAAAGCGUUCAUCGCUCUGGGAGCGCCGUGGGCCGGCGUGGCCAAGACACUACGUGUGAUCACCUCUGGCGACAAUAAUGGCAUCCCAGUCAUCAGGCCACUGAAGAUCCGCUCUCAGCAACGUACGGCUGUGUCCACCUCUUGGCUCCUUCCCUAUUCCCACACUUGGCCUAAGGAUAAGGUUUUGAUCCAGACGCCCACAACCAACUAUACCGUGAUGGACUACCAGCGACUUUAUUUUGACCUUGAUUUCAAGGAUGGCUGGUUGAUGCGUCAAGACACGGAGUCUCUGCUUUUCGACCUCACGCCGCCUGGCGUGGCCGUCCACUGCUUGUACGGCUCCGGCAUUCCCACGUCGGAAGCCUUCCAGUACACCUCCAAGUUCCCCGACGUGGAUCCCACGGUGGUGAUGGGCGACGGCGACGGGACGGUCAACCUGCUGAGCGCCACCCAGUGCAAACGCUGGGUGGGGCGGCAGAAACAACCGGUGACUUUGCAAGAGCUUCCCGGGAAUGAGCAUGUCAACAUGCUGCUCAACGUCUCCACUGUGGCCUAUAUCAAGAAGGUGCUGUUCUAGACUAUGAUGGGAAGCUCCCCCCCUCCCCGCCCCUCCAACAUACAGAAAACUGCCUCGGUCAUUUGAUCUGUUCAACUUACCAUUUAUGUUGCUUUGGUUUUUGCCCUCCGAAAUGCUUGGCUGUAGAUGCGACGCUGCCAAAUGGAAAGACGCAGCAGCUGUUUUGACACCUCUUACGUGACUAUUACUAUUAAUAUCGAAUGAACUAUGUUUUCAAAUGGCUGCUGCACAAGUGUUUAUUGUGAGGUUUUUUUUUUUAUUUUUAAUUCAAGCAUUUUUAAAUGAAUUUUAUACAGUUGGUGUCAGAAUGUUUAUGGAGAAAAUUAUA